GCGUAUGAUGUGAUCAUGCAGAGUCCCUCUGCGCGCUCAUCACGUGCUUCAGCUCGAUCCAUCCAGCCGCUUCAAGCAGAACAAACUAGCUCACCUCUCAAGAAAGGCUCGUGAAAAACCUAAGAAAAAGAUUGACGUCAAAAAGAUUAAACGAUUCGGACACAUCGAGCUGAGCGCGAAGGAAUCGGAUGUGAGUGGAAGUGUUGGGAAACCUCCAGGACCAAGUGCCUUUCCUCGUCUCCGGCAGCCCGUGGGAAGUUUCUUUCCAUGUGAAAACCAUCUGACACACAUGAUCUGCUCCAUACACACUCAUUCUGGACCAGCGGGGACACUUACAUAUCCAUAGAUUGUAUAACAACCAAGAGAAGACGAGACCGGAUCGUAUAUAUGAACUGGGGUGCAUGCAUAAAUGCCAAGAAACUGCAUUAGAGAGACCUCACCCAAAGAAAACGAGAUCAUUUUGUGGAAAAUGGACCUGCCAAAUAAGGAGAGACGGUCACCGGAGAACGGCCCCAGCUCGGCUAGGCCCUGUUGCUCAAGCCUCAAGAUGUUCCUCGUGGCCUUGUCCUUUGCCUACUUCGCCAAGGCAUUAUCCGGGAGCUAUAUGAAAAGCACAAUAACUCAGCUGGAAAGACGCUUCGACAUCCCCAGUUACUUAAUAGGUGUCAUUGAUGGAAGCUUUGAAAUAGGUAACUUGUUAGUGAUCGCCUUCGUGAGUUACUUUGGUGCCAAACUUCACCGUCCGAAGAUCAUCGCCAUCGGCUGCCUGUUGAUGUCACUUGGGACUUUUCUGAUUGCCUUGCCCCAUUUUAUAAUCGGACGCUACAAGUUUGAAACAUCGAUUCGAUCAUCAGUGAACUCAACCAAUAGCCUCUCUCCAUGUCCAGUGAGGUCUAGCGUUCUGGCCGCAGGUCCCAGCGCUUCUUCAAUGCCGAGCUCAGGUUGCGAACACGAGUCCAGGUUGUCCAUGUGGAUCUAUGUUUUCCUUGGGAAUAUCUUGCGAGGAAUCGGCGAGACCCCAGUGCAACCUUUGGGAAUCUCAUACAUCGAUGAUCACGCUCUGGAGGAGAAUGCAGCCUUCUACAUCGGAUGCGUCCAGACGAUAUCAGUCAUCGGUCCGGUGUUUGGCUACCUGCUGGGGUCUGUCUGUGCCAAGAUAUACGUGGACAUUGGAUUUGUCAACAUGGAGAGCAUUAGCAUCACCCCGGGAGAUGCACGCUGGGUAGGCGCCUGGUGGCUGGGAUACCUCAUUGCAGGACUCAUCACCCUGCUCUCGGCGAUGCCGUUUUGGUUCUUGCCCAAGUCUUUGCCCCUGCCAGAGAGACGGCUUGACAAGUAUUCUCCAGAGCGGACCAGCUUCAUCAAAGACUCGCCCCUGCUGGAGCACAAGUACCAGGCAGACGAGCCAGCUAACUUCCUAGAAAUGGCCAAAGACUUUUUGCCAACGCUCAGAUCCCUUUUGGGGAAUCCAGUCUACUUUUUGUAUCUCUGUGUCACCAUCAUCCAGUUCAACUCUUUGAUCGGUAUGGUGACGUACAAGCCAAAAUACAUCGAGCAACAUUACGGACAGUCAGCGUCCAAAGCCAACUUCUUAAUGGGAGUGAUCAACAUCCCAGCCGUGGCCUUGGGAAUGUUCUCGGGAGGUGUGAUCAUGAAGAAGUUCAAGCUGAGCAUCAUGGGAGCAGCCAAGUUUGCACUGGGAACGUCUCUUCUGGGCUACUUCCUGUCGCUUUUCUUCUUCGCCAUGGGAUGUGAGAAUGCCAGUGUGGCCGGCAUCACCAGGUCGUACAAUGGGACGGAAAGUCUGUACAAAGUGGACAGUUCUCUCUUAGCGUCCUGCAACGCAGACUGUCAGUGUCCCGAAACAAACUGGGACCCCGUGUGCGGUGAGAACGGCCUCACCUACUUCUCCCCCUGCCUGGCUGGAUGCCGGACGUCCCACGGCUCUGGAGUGGACACGGUGUUUGAGCAGUGCAGUUGUGUAGCAGUCGGGAAUCAUACGGCCAGUGUGGGCCAAUGCAACAACACAGACAGCUGCCAUCGAGUCUUCCUCUACUUCCUGGCUCUGUCUGUCAUCACUUCCUUUAUCAUCUCGCUGGGCGGAACACCAGGAUACAUGCUGCUCAUCAGAUGCAUCAGACCUCAGCUGAAGUCUUUAGCUUUGGGUUUUCACACAUUGACGACACGCACUCUAGCUGGAAUUCCAGCUCCUAUAUACUUCGGAGCCAUCAUAGACACCACCUGUCUGAAAUGGGGUCAGAAGAAAUGUGGUGGGAGAGGAGCCUGUCGAAUCUACAACACCACUGCCUACAGGAUAGCAUAUCUGGGCCUGACGCUGGGCUUGCGGACCGCUUCCUUCUUCCUAUGCAUUCUCGGGCUGGUGGUGUUACGACGGCACGUUCGGCGGCAAGAGCGCAACACGUUCGCAAACGGAGGCACGGGGGCCGCAGCCGGCGAACUGCAGGCCCUCAGGAAAGAAGAAAACAACAGCUGUAACUCGGACCAAUGCCCGCGGACCAUAGAUUACGACCCGGAACAGGAGACGCGUUUGUGACUUGCGUACAUGCACACGCACGCCUGCGCAGGGAGCAACAGGGCCGUGAUGCGGCGUCUGUUUCACACUUUCUAUCAGACUCAUGUAAAUGAUGUGAAAUAAGUCGUUUUUGAUAUAGUAGAAGUAUUUCUUGAAUGUACAUGAUGUUUUGGGUAAAAAAAGAAUGUCUUACAAAGUACCUAACUUGUUUGGAUUUAACGUAAAGAAGCUUUUAGAAGCGUCAGAUGCCCAAAUAGAGCACUGGAUUUCCUCUCAUUUAAGCCAUCGUCGUGCACAGGCCCUAUAAGGUUAACAUGAUUAUACCUUGUGGGUACAUGAUCACGUCUGUUGUAUCUCUCUCUUCUGCCAUACACACAGAUAAGAUGCCUGAAACAGUUGACCACGACACUGUGUGCUUAAUAUAGGUAGGCCUUGUUAAGCGGGCUAUAGGUUGACUAAGUUGUUGGAGAUCUCGAAUUGCGUCCCAUUUGUAUUGUCAUGCAGGAACGAAACGCUCACCAUUGUGCUUUUCAGUGUCACCUGACAGCAGUUCCUUCCAUUUAAGAAACGCGCGAGGAACGGGCCAGAACUGUGCAAACAGGUGCGUGACACCGUGGGUAUGUAAGUAAUCAUCUUCAUGAUCGAUGUUGUGCAAUGUCACUGUGCGAAAUGUUGUGCGUGUGUGUGUCGUUACGUGUGAACGUGUGCAUUCCUGUGCCAAAAAAACACAAAAAGUGCGAGAAAGCAAAGUCAACAUGGUCUAUUCUCAGGUCGUUCAAUCAAUUGUUCCUCAAAUCUGCAAAUAAUAUUAUUUUAUAUAUUUGUAUAAAUCAUUGUCUGGUUUCAGCUGGCAAAAAUGUUCCUUUGUCCUUGGCAAGGUUUGUUCAUUUCGGGCAACUGAAGUUUACCAGUUAAACAAAGAAUUUUUAUUUGUGACUUGUAAAGCAAAUAAAAUGAGUGGCAUUUAUUACUUGCUUUUACGUUAGGCAGUAUAUAAUUUUAUUUGCUGGAAUGUUUUUUGUAUACUUUAAAGUGAAUAUCCUGAUGUGUAAAAAAAAAUGCAUUUAUGUGAAAGAUUAGAUACGUUCCUUUAAAAAUAAAAUGAUUAACUUCAUUCCGAGAGAGAACUACAAUCAGUACCGCUUUUCGCUUUAAUCGUGAAAAUGGCAUAUACAAUCACAGCAAAAUGUAAACGAGGCACUUAGGCAGGUGAUUUUUGCACCCAUUAGAAGAACAUAAGAUUAAUAAAAUAGCAUAUUCAACCACAUUUAACUGGAAGAUACCGAUACAACAAAGGCAUAAACAAUCCCCUUAUAAGACAUUUCAGAACAUUUUCCAUCCUUAGGGAAUCAGCCAACCAUACCAUCUUGCAUAGCAAUGACAACUAAGAACAUUUUCAGUUUUCUCCCUAAUUUUUCUGCGUCUGAGGGAGAGGAAGUACGCGUGGAAGCCUUGUGCAUCAUAGACGCAUGUACUGACAGCAUGGUUUUCUACGCCCACAUGGUGGGUGACGGCUUAUUCUUAGUAAAUGGGGAAAAAAUUAUAAUCUUAUUCCAAAAAAUCUGAUUUAGCCGUGUGGUUUUUUUUCUGUCUUACAGUGCAGGAUAAUUUUCACAGUCUUUUAAUCUUCACACAAGUCUAAAUAGUUUUAAUUGUAACAUUUUGUGACUAGAAUAGGCGAACAAUUAAAUAAAAUACCCAGCCCUCACCAAUAACAGAGUAAAUCUCACCAAAAAAAAUGCAAGCUAUAUUUGGCAUAAAGAAAAUUAAUAAUUCUCAUCAGUGUAACACAUCUGGACAUUUGUUUUUGUAAAUUCAUUGUUUUGAAUAUUCAUCAUUACACUAAAAUAAAUGUAUUGCUUAUUCUUUUUUUAUUUUGAAAAUGCAUGGA
Molecule: messenger RNA, 4424 nt
Organism: Sinocyclocheilus anshuiensis
Lineage: Eukaryota; Metazoa; Chordata; Actinopteri; Cypriniformes; Cyprinidae
Product: solute carrier organic anion transporter family member 1C1-like
Exons: 15
Coding region: 410-2554 (714 amino acids)
Biological process (GO): sodium-independent organic anion transport; transmembrane transport
Cellular component (GO): basolateral plasma membrane
Molecular function (GO): protein binding
Source: RefSeq, a predicted model, not a curated record